AUGGGGGUUUCCAAACCUCCUAAUUUGAGACGGUUGAAAAACCUUAUUCGAUUACAUAAAGUUCAGCUGGUAGCUAUAUGUGAACCGAAACUUGAUGUCACAAAUAUUGAGAGCAUCCGCUUAAAUUUAUCGUUUGAUGCUGCUGUUGUUAACUUGUCAGCAGAUGUUUGGGUCUUGUAUAAUUUUCCGUUAGUAUGCUCUAUAGCUGGGAAUUCUCAGCAACAUAUCUCCUUGAAUGUCCAUCAUCCAUGGCUACCUCGCUCCUUGCGAUUUUCUUUUGUGCAUGCCAGGUGUACAUUGGAAGAACGACGGGGGUUGUGGCAAGCACUUUUGGUGGACAAACCACGCGACCAGCCAUGGUGCAUCUGUGGGGAUUUCAAUGUGAUCAUAUCCCCUAGCGAAAAAAAAGGAGAUCGGCCUUUUCGUGUCUCAGAGAGGUUAGAGCUUCUGACCUUCAUGGAGGAGGCGGAAGUUUUUUAUGUGGUGUCUCGCGAAGCAGAGGCUUCGGUGCUUAGGGCGGAAGCACGGGUGGAAACUGAGGCAUCGGAGAAUGCUCAGAUAGAGCUUCAUAGGUCUCAAGCACAGCUCAACCGUGCUUUGUCAGUGGAGGAGGAGUUUUGGAAGCAGAAGGCUCGUGUCAAGUGGCUCCGACAUGGCGACUGUAACUCAAAGUUCUUCCAUGCCACCCUGAGACAGAGGAGGAUGCAAGGGCAAAUCCACAGGAUUAAAGAUGAGACUGGCAUAUGGGUGAAGACGGAUGAAGAUAUAUCACGUGAAGCGAUACGGUAUUUUUCUGAUUUAUUCUCUGCUCCGGCGGAAUCCUCAUCAGACUUGCUGCAUGUUAUCCCUGCCAACGUCACGGCGGAGGAAAACAUGAGCUUAGAGGCCGAUCCGUCUUUCGAUGAAGUAAAAAGAACUAUCUUUGCAAUGGACGGUGAUAGUGCAGCAAGCCCCGAUGGUUUCAUGGGUAAGCUUUUUACUUUUGCUUGGGAGGUGAUUGGUCAAGAUGUCUAUAAUGCAGUUUUGAGCUUUUUCUGUAGGGCUGAGCUCACUCAUUUUAUUACAUCUACUUCUAUUGUCCUUCUCCCGAAGGGACCGAACCCUCAGGAUUUUUUGAUGUUCAGACCGAUUAACCUCUGCAAUUUCUUUAAUAAAGUAUUGUCCAAGAUCUUGGCUGAUAGGUUGGCUAAUAUUCUGCCAAGAAUCGUCUCACCCCAACAUACAGGCUUUGUUAAGGGCAGGAAUAUAUCAGAGAAUUAUUUUCUCGCCCAGGAAAUAAUGUCAGGGAUGCGUAGAUCGUACAGGGGUGGGAAUGUAGCAUUGAAGUUAGACAUGUCCAAGGCAUAUGAUCAUGUAUCGUGGGUAUUUCUCAUGAACGUAAUGCGGCAGUUUGGGUUUGGAGAAAGGUUUCUUGACAUGGUGUGGAGGUUGAUUUCUAAUGCUUGGUUUUCGGUUAUAAUUAAUGAAGCGUCUUAUGGCUUUUUCAAGUCGGGUAGGGGAUUACGGCAGGGGGAUCCGAUAUCCCCCGCGUUAUUCGUAAUUGGGGCGGAGCUUCUCUCACGGGCUUUAAACAAUCUCGUGUUACAUUAUGGCUAUAGGGGUUUUAAGGUCCCACGGGGGUGUCCCCAAGUCACGUACUUGGCCUUCGCUGACGAUGUAUUGAUUUUCGCUAAUGGGUUUGCUCGAGCUUUGCAGGAUAUUGUGCGGGUAUUGGAGCUUUACCAACAAUCCUCGGGUCAGUUGGUGAAUAGGCAAAAAAAUGGGUAUAUCGUCCAUCUCUCCGCCUCGAUUGCUAGACGGAGGGUGAUUGAGCAUCUCACUGGCUUUUCUAGGCAACAGGCGCCUAUUCGAUACUUGGGCUUCCCAUUGUACUUGGGCCAAAGUAAUGCUUAUUAUUACGGUGAGGUGAGUCAAGCAAUAAUCGGAAGAAUCCUCUCAUGGAAGUCCAAGUUUUUGUCUCAGGGGGGUAAGAUCAUCCUCAUCAAACAUGUUCUCUCUUCUAUCCCACUGCACUUACUAUCUGCUGCAGUAAUGCCGACUUCGGUGUUCAGGGUAAUUAAAAAGUGGAAAUUCCGCACGGGGACGUCUUUAUGGGCAAGGUUCUUACGUGCUAAGUAUUAUGGGGCUUGCCACCCUUGUCAAGUGGAGCUUAAAGUGGGCGUAUCAGCAACUUGGAAACGGAUAAUCAAUGUCAGCAGGGAGGCGGAGUUGUCUAUGCGAUGGUUGGUGAAUGCUGGGACCUGUGACUUCUGGUAUGAUAACUGGCUAGGGAAUGGAGCUCUUUUCCUUAAAGCUCCUGUUCAGGGGGAUUUAUCGUUCAGAGACUUUAUUGUUGACGGGAAGUGGAACUCGGUGGGACUUGCAGAAUACCUCCCAAGGGACAUCACAACUAUGAUCCUGCAACACUCGACCCCAGAGGGUGAGAGGCCCGAUGAGGUGGUAUGGGUGUCAACAACUUCAGGAUCAUUUUCGUUAUCCUCUGCUUUUCAUGAGGUAAGGCAAGCUCGGAAUCCCUCUUGGAUAUUUUCCCACAUUUGGCUCCCCCAACUCCCUGUAAAAGUUUCUUUAUUUAUGCUCCGUCUUUUGAUGCGGAGGCUCCCCCUGGAUGAUAUCUUGGGUAAGUUUGGCUUUCAAUUACCUUCCAAAUGUUUUUGUUCUUCCAUGGCAGCGGCGGCGGGAGAAUCUAUUGAACACAUUUUCUCAACGGGACAACUAGCGGUAGAGAUUUGGGGUGUCUUUGGAUCCUCGUGCGGUAUAUGUCUGCCGGCCGUAUCAUUGCGAGAGCGACUGGUCGCUUGGUGGUUGUCCCCGCACUCAGAUGCUCAAAGACGUCAUGUUGUUUCCAUCCUGCCAAGUUUCAUCUGUUGGCAUAUCUGGAAGGCACGGAACAAAGCAAUCUUUGAAGGGGUUGAACUGACUAGGGGGGAGAUUUGCCAUGGCAUUCUCCGGGAUAUUUUCGCAACGGUUGAGAUUAAAUUUCGUCAUGGGAUUGUAGCGCAAACAUUUGAUCAGUUUUGUGAAAGACUCUCUUAG
Messenger RNA from Coffea eugenioides, 3033 nucleotides. RefSeq lists its product as uncharacterized. The coding region runs from base 1 to 3033 and encodes 1010 amino acids. Lineage: Eukaryota; Viridiplantae; Streptophyta; Magnoliopsida; Gentianales; Rubiaceae. The transcript is spliced from 3 exons. The record is from RefSeq and is a predicted model, not a curated record.